This is a messenger RNA of Diaporthe citri, 1533 nucleotides long. RefSeq lists its product as uncharacterized. Gene Ontology annotation, biological process: cell wall mannoprotein biosynthetic process; protein N-linked glycosylation. The transcript has 5 exons. Gene Ontology annotation, molecular function: alpha-1,2-mannosyltransferase activity. The record is from RefSeq and is a predicted model, not a curated record. Gene Ontology annotation, cellular component: membrane; Golgi apparatus. Lineage: Eukaryota; Fungi; Ascomycota; Sordariomycetes; Diaporthales; Diaporthaceae. The coding region runs from base 1 to 1533 and encodes 510 amino acids.
AUGGAUUUGAUCCGCCGGGCUGGGAAGGCCCUCUCUGGCCCUCCGCCGCUCCCAACCGCAGACGAAAAGCUCCACAAGUCAAAAUCACAACCCGGCAGGUUAUGGUCACGCUUGGCCUUCUUCCGGAGACCACUCCGUCUCAAGGGCAAUUCCGCCAUCUCGAUACCUCUGGGCGUCGUGAUACUCUUCCCCCUGAUCGUUGUCAUCCUCAUCCUUGUCCUCUUUGUCAGGCAUCCCAACUCUGCUGGGAGGAUAUUGAUGCCGGCCGGGGCUCCUCCGGCCAUCAGGAAAAUCAGUGAGAAAUACGACAAGGUCUUCGUCGAAGGCUGCUUGGAACCCGACACGUCCAAGCCCAGGGCCAACGGUGCCUUCGUCGUCCUGGCCAGGAACAAGGAGCUGGACGGCGUCAUCCAGUCCGUCAAGUCCAUCGAGCGCCACUUCAAUCGCUGGUACCAUUACCCCUAUGUCUUCCUCAACGAUGGCGACUUCAACCAGACCUUCAAGGACACCAUCAAGAACUACACGUCCGCCCCCGUCGAGUUCGGCAAGGUCGGCCCUGACAUGUGGGGUUUCCCGGACUGGAUCGACCCCAAGGUCGCCAAGGAAGGCAUCGCGAAGCAGGGCGACGCCGCCGUCAUGUACGGCGGCCUUGAGAGUUACCACGCCAUGUGCAGGUUCUACUCUGGCUUCUUCUACAAGCACCCCCUCCUCGCCAAGUACGAGUGGUACUGGCGUCUGGAGCCCGAGAUCAGCUACUUUUGUGACAUCACCUAUGAUCCCUUCCUGGCCAUGAUCGAGGCCAACAAGACAUACGGCUUCACCAUUGCUGUCAAAGAGCUCCGAGAAACCGUGCCCAACAUCUGGCGCUACGCCUCCGCCUACAAGCGCAUGAACAACCUGACCUCCAAGGGCCUGUGGGAGAUGUUCGUCGAGCCCAAGCCGGAGCCCGAGCGCAACGAGCCUCCGCAAGACCCAGAGACGCCGCCGCUGCCCGAGGAGAUCCUGCGCUCCGAGCCUGGCCGUAACGGCCUGCCCGAGAUAGACCCUGAGGCCAUGGAGGGCGAGAGCUACAACAUGUGCCACUUCUGGUCCAACUUCGAGAUCGCCCGCCUGAGCUUCUUCAGGAGCAAGGAAUACGAGGACUUCUUCGAGAUGAUGGACCGCAGCGGUGGCUUCUGGAUGGAACGUUGGGGUGAUGCGCCCAUCCACUCGCUCGCCGCCGGUGCCCUGCUGUCCCCGCGCGACAUCCACUACUUCCGCGACUUUGGGUACCGACACACGACCAUCCAGCAUUGCCCUGCCAACGCGCCUCUUGGGCGCCAACUGCCUCGGCAGCCGUACCUCGAGAAAACGACGACGGACGAGCGCAAGCGAUUCGAGGAGGACGACUACUGGGAGCACUGGGACCCGCCCAAGGAGAACGGCGUGGGCUGCCGGUGCCGCUGCGACACCGAUAUCGUCGACGUAGAAGGCAAGGAGGGCAGUUGUAUGGCCGAGUGGGUUGACGUCGCCGGCGGAUGGGCCAGCCCUUAG